This is a messenger RNA of Nerophis ophidion (straightnose pipefish), 2709 nucleotides long. It is a transcript of the gene pdk3a, whose product is annotated as pyruvate dehydrogenase kinase, isozyme 3a. The coding region runs from base 279 to 1499 and encodes 406 amino acids. The record is from RefSeq and is a predicted model, not a curated record. NCBI's taxonomy places the organism in Eukaryota, Metazoa, Chordata, Actinopteri, Syngnathiformes, Syngnathidae. Gene Ontology annotation, cellular component: mitochondrion. Gene Ontology annotation, biological process: regulation of glucose metabolic process; protein phosphorylation. Gene Ontology annotation, molecular function: pyruvate dehydrogenase (acetyl-transferring) kinase activity. The transcript is spliced from 11 exons.
GUUGCGCUGUGAUAAACACGACUAGUGUUUGACGGCUCGGAAUUGAUGAACAAUGUAUCCAGGAAGCUCCUUGGCGAGGUAAUGGUGCUCGUGUCUCCGCUACAAACGCGCAUGGACACGAAGUCCUCUCCUCGCUCCGUGUCCUCCGGGCCGAGACUCAUGUCCUCGCCGCCGAGACAGAGCCGUCAACAGCGAGCGCCUGCUUGUCAACAUUAGCGGGGAUGAAUGGUGGCUGUGUGGCGGCAGUUCACGUCAACAAGAAUAAAUAAGGCGUCAAAAUGAGGCUUUUCGUGUCGCUGCUGAAGAACACCAACGCCAAAGUGGAAUAUUACUCCCGCUUCUCGCCGUCUCCUCUCUCCAUCAAGCAGUUUUUGGAUUUUGGUAGAGAGAAUGCCUGUGAGAAAACCUCGUACAUGUUCCUGCGCAAGGAGCUGCCCGUGCGUCUGGCCAACACCAUGCGGGAAGUCAACCUGCUGCCAGAUAAACUGCUCAGCCAGACAUCCAUCCGCCUGGUUCAGAAAUGGUACAUGCAGAGCUUUGUGGAGCUGCUGGAUUAUGAGAACAGAAAGCCUGAGGAUCCUCACGCUCUGAAUGACUUUCUGGAGUUGUUGAUCGAGAUCCGUAACCGCCACAAUGACGUGGUUCCCACGAUGGCGCAGGGCGUAAUCGAGUACAAGGCUAAGUUUGGCUUCGACCCCUUCAUCAGCAGCAACAUCCAGUAUUUCCUGGACCGCUUCUACACAAACCGCAUCUCCUUUCGCAUGCUCAUUAAUCAUCACACUCUCCUGUUUGGUAACGACACCAACCCAGCUAUUCCCAAACACAUCGGAAGCAUCGAUCCUAACUGUUGUGUGGCUGAAGUUGUCAGUGAUGCUUAUGACACGGCCAAAAUGCUGUGUGAGAAAUACUACUUGGCAGCUCCUGAGCUCCGCAUUGAAGAGUUUGACAUGAAGGCCCCUAAAAAGUCCAUCCAGGCCGUGUACGUGCCCUCACAUCUCUUCCACAUGCUGUUUGAGCUUUUUAAGAACUCAAUGAGAGCCACAGUGGAGCUUCAUGAGAACAGCGCGGAAGGAUUACCGCCUGUGAAAGCAAAAGUCACUCUGGGUAACGAAGAUCUGUCCAUAAAGAUUAGCGACAGAGGAGGAGGAGUUCCUCUGAGGAAGAUCGACCGCCUUUUUAACUACACGUACUCCACCGCCCCGACGCCCAGCCUGGAGCCUGGCGCUGUCCCGCUGGCCGGUUUUGGCUAUGGUUUGCCAAUUUCUAGGCUCUAUGCCAGAUACUUCCAGGGGGACUUGAAGCUCUACUCUAUGGAGGGUGUGGGCACGGAUGCUGUGAUCUACUUGAAGGCCCUGUCGAGCGAGUCGUUUGAGCGUCUACCAGUCUUCAACAAGUCGGCGUGGCGCCACUACACCACCAGUCCCGAGGCAGACGACUGGAGCAACCCCAGCAAAGAACCGCGUGAUGCCAGCAAGUCCAAAUACAAGGCCAACAGAUAAAAACUCAUCACGCUUUCUUCAUAGUAUAAAGGAAAUGACCACUGGCCAGUGGCGUUUCUUAUUACUGUAACUCCAUUUUUGAACUGAUGAGUCCUGAUAACAUGUUCCACUGUGUCUCAUGUGCCAGAUUGAGUCAGGAGUAUCUCACCAUUGUCAAAAGGGUGUGUUUGCUUCUCCCUUUACAACUAGGAUUCACGUUUCAGUGGGACUUGAGACUGGAUGCACAAGCAGGCCAGUGUCGUCACUUUUGACGUUUUGCCAGCCCUGCAUUACAGCCUUGAAUCAACAAACCAUACACUGAGAUGAAAAGCCUUAUUAUUGAAUAUUAGGAUGGAUGUUUUAGGAUUUGUAGUUAUUUUAUAAAGCAGUGUGAUCGCCAUGCACCCAUCUUAAUCUUUAACUCAUAAAGAGCAAACAAAUGAUGAAUAACAAUAAUGUGCUUUUAAUCAUAACAAUGCAUCUCAUAUGAGUAUUGCUAAUCUUGGCUUCUUUUAUUUUAUUUAGUUAAAAUGCUACAAACAUCUAGCCAAUAUGUUUUAUCUGUUGUAUCGAAGGAUACACAUACUUUUUAAAUGUAAUUAUUUAGAUUUACCUGAAUAUCAGACAAUAUUUUCAUCUUAUAGUUGGGUGUCGCAAUUUAGACAUGCAAACCAACAACAGGUAGCGCCAACAUCUUUUCCUAAAGCGGGUUAGAGUUUUUCUUCCUGUCACUCACACAUGAUGCAGAGAUGCACCUGGGGGGAAAAUGUAAUUAAUGUUUGGUAAAUUUUUAGUAUAAUAGUAUCUGGGCUGUCUUAUGUUCCGGUCAAUAUGAGACAGAAUUAUUAUUUAUACAAAUGUGACAUCUACUGAAGUAAAUAAACCUUGCACUUAUCUGUACCCUGAAAUUAUGAUAUUUACUAACUUUUACAGAUUUUCGCUGUUUAUGAGAUUCGGCAGAUGUUGCGUUUUCAUUAUUAAUAUACAGUAAGUGUUGUCAACUACCUAUAGAAGUAUGAAUAAUGUAUUUGUUGUCUAUGUAUGUGGCCUGGUGUGGAAGCGCUCAUUCCAGCUUCAGAAAGAUGUACAUAUGUAUGAGGCGUGACAGUGGCCCCAUGGGGAGACGUGCAAUCAGCAACCAAAAUCAAUUCAAUCGAGCAAAGAAGUGAUUCAGCAUGAAAUUAACAAACAUGUUGUCAACCCUGGCAUUAAAAAAAUAUAUAUAUUCAAA